GUCAGUGCACGACUGUAUUUAAGAGAGGAGUCAACCUCGUGGACAGCCAGUCUGCGUUUCUCGGACUGUUUAUCGUUUGGACUCAAUUAUCAGCAUGAUGACUCCACACCUGCUCUGUGUUCCUCUGCUGCUGUCACUGGUGGGCUCGGCAUCCAGCAGAGCUGACAGCGAAGACAUGCUGGUGGUUUCCACUCUCUCUGAUCAGGACUCUACCCUGAGGUGCACCGCCAGACAAAUACCCGGGGUGCAGUACAGCGCCGUGAGGUGGUACAAGGCUGGAAGCGACUCGUCUCAUCAGCGCGAUGGCCUUCUGGCCAAAUACCUCCCAAACGGCACCACCAGAUGGUACAAAGACGUGACCAGGAAAGUGGAGCUGCACGAUGACUCCCUUGACCUCGUCCUGCCCAACGUGACCUGCAGCGACAGUGGAGUGUACCUGUGUUUUCUGGCUGCACCUGUGGGACAGCAGAACCAGGAGGGGAAAGUUAAGCUCACACUGCCAGAUUGUCCUGCUGAUGCCAUCGGACCUGAAACUCCUUUGCUGGUUAUUUUUGCCUCAGCGCUGCUGGUGCUCGCACUUCUCAUUUCCUUCUUGAGCUAUAAAUGUUUGAAGAAUACAGUCAAGGACAGAAUCCAGGUAGCCAAGAAAGAAAUCUCGUUGAACGCGCCGCUCAAGCCCCUGGAAAAGAAGGACUUGAUGCUAAUUUACACUCUGGGUCCCAAAGUGUCCAAGUUGCAGCAUAUUUGUGUCUGAAGACUGUCUGAGAAAGAUGUGACAAAGUCCACCUCCUCUGAGGCAGCAGAAAUGCAAGCAAGGAAGAAGGAUCUAUGGAGAGACGAUCAACGUCUGCAGGGUCCAGUAUUCAGGUCGGGACUUUGAUCGUCCAGGAUGCUUGGGCUGCUCCAGUUCAGGCCAGAAAGAUACACAGCAAGCUGUUGCUUGGAUGCUCCAUACCUCAAUUUAAAAAAAAAAAACAAUAUAAAUGCACUAUUAGCUGCUUCAUACGCAGGACAUUUCAUGGCUAACAUCUAUUAGCUGGUAAAGCUCUUUUUUUUGUCAGACUGCUGUUCUUACUGUGAUGUUUAUGUUCCAAAACCAGUGCUGAUCAUUUCAUCCUUUCACCAUUUCAUACCUUUAAAAAUAUUAUUUUUUUCAACCAUCAAGGGGAUAAUUCUCUGGUAAUUAAUAUCUACCAACAAGACGUCCGUUUAGUUGGUAUGCAGUAAAAUCCAAUAAAAAAAAUGUGAGAAUGGAGCAUUUUUAUCACAAUUUGUCCCCAUAAUUUAAGAAAAUACUUUACCAGAGUAGAGAAAAGAUAGAUAUACUGCUGAUGAACAUGUAAACAAAAUGGUUUGCUUAAAGGUAUGAAAUGGAAAAAAUGGGGUAGAAAUGAUAACGCUUUGGUAUGAGAGGGGGAGUUAAUCCAGAGUUAUACUAAACAGUCUUUCUUUAUUUUACUUUCAAGAUAUAAGUUUUAUGAAAAUGUUUAAUUGAAAUUAUGCUAAACAAAGAAAGUAAAAAAAGUUAGAGAAACACUAGCUGACAAAUAUAUUCUGUUCAUUGUUGUGGAAUUACAGCGAGUUGACCUUAUGUAGGUAGAAGCUGCUACUGAGCCAUUCCAGAACUCAGCUCUUGAUAGCUUGAGUUCUAGUUUCAUGUUCUCAUACUGUGUCUGUGUGCAAAGGUGUGAAAGAUAUAUUAUUUAUUAAAACUGAAUCUGACUACAGUGUGUUUCAGGCUUUGGUGUUCAUGUUCUCCUUCUUCCAGUCUUGUUUUGUUUGUGGAGAUGAGAAAAGCAUGAAACUCUGUAUGAGGGGGCGAACCAGACUAACCUUUUAAAUGCAGAACUGAAAAGUGAAGACAUAUGCAAACACCCACGUUAUGUGCAAAUUUAACUCUGGGGAAAGUUUUAGAUCUUGGUUUCUUAGUUCUGGAUUUUUCUUGGGUUUGAAACUUUGAAAGCUGUUGCCCUGGUUUAACCUUGCAUGAUUUUAUACUUUGCCGAAGAAAUAAUGAAAUGUUUGCUAUAACUAUUAGGAAAGUAAAGCAACAGCAGAGGAACCUAAUAUGUCAUGUAAUCGAUACGUAAAUGGGAAAAUCCAUCAUAAGCCCUUUUUAAUCUUUCCGCUUGCAUCUUCAUUAAACCAGAAAUGGAAAAAGGAAGUAAGAUAACGCGCUGUGGCAGCUAAUACUGUGACGUAGAAUCUCUUACACAUGUCACGUGCACUGUAGCACUUUUUGUUAUGUUUUAAAGGUUUUUUGGAAAUUCAUUAAACUUGAAAUAAAAACUACA
Messenger RNA from Xiphophorus maculatus (southern platyfish), 2294 nucleotides. RefSeq names its product CD83 molecule (gene cd83). Lineage: Eukaryota; Metazoa; Chordata; Actinopteri; Cyprinodontiformes; Poeciliidae. Bases 95 to 754 code for a protein of 219 amino acids. The transcript is spliced from 5 exons. The record is from RefSeq and is a predicted model, not a curated record.